Molecule: messenger RNA, 473 nt
Organism: Trichomonas vaginalis G3
Lineage: Eukaryota; Parabasalia; Trichomonadida; Trichomonadidae
Exons: 1
Source: RefSeq, a predicted model, not a curated record
AUGUUUCAGGUUGAAAAACAAAGAACAAAAGUAGCAGAUACAAAACCGUUAGACUAUAUCUUUACAAAUGCCGGUAGAAAUAUUUCAGAUGAAGAAAUUUCAUCCCGUACUUACAGGUUUGACUAUCCAAUUCGUUGGCUUCAAAGUCCUUCAGAUGCAAAGGCAAUAGGAUUUAGAAGAGUUUUGUUUUCAAAAAGAACGAACGCUUUUAUGUUCGCAGUAUAUUUUCAUGGGCAGUAUAGAGGUUCUGAUGGUCUAAUAGACAAAUUUGAUGAAAUGAGAAUCUUUACAAUUCGUUCAGACGAAAACCUUGAGAAGACUCUAAAUGACUUUCAAACUCAAAUGAACAAAUACUAUUGGGAAUUUCAAGAAAAAUACGACUCUUUACUAAAUGGAACAUACUAUCUGAAACUAGAAUACAACAAGAUGAAUUCCACCGUUUCAUUUCAAAAGAUUGAAAUUAACCCUCCAAG